Molecule: messenger RNA, 1299 nt
Organism: Leptopilina heterotoma
Lineage: Eukaryota; Metazoa; Arthropoda; Insecta; Hymenoptera; Figitidae
Exons: 4
Coding region: 1-1299 (432 amino acids)
Source: RefSeq, a predicted model, not a curated record
AUGAUGAAUGAAAGACAAGUGGAAAUUAAAACUAGUGGAGCAGUUGCUCUAUACACGCAAUUAGAGAUGAGAAAGAGAAGAGAGGGUGAGAAAACCAGCCAAAGUACAAAAAAAUCAGAUAACGACGCAUUAAAUUCAAAAUUUGCAAAAUCAAUUCGCGAUUUUUUGCGUAAAGUGACAUUGGCCUUGGAUUUAAAAACAAAAGAGGCGGAGGAAUUAUUUUCCGCUGCAACAAAAAAAAUUGAGGACUCAAUAAAAGCGAGUAAUCAAUUUUUAAACAAGGAAAUCGAACAAUCGAAACAAUCAAUUUUACAAUUAAUGCAAAUUUCUCAACAUCAAUUUGAUUCACAUAAAAAUUGUAUGAAUCAAUAUAAUCGUAAUAUUGAGAGUGUUAAAAAACAAUUUAACAAUAAAAUUCGCGAUUGCAGUGAAAAAACUCUCAUUCAACUUGAAACAAUUCGCAGUAAUUAUGAAAAUAAUUUAGAUCAAGUACGUGAUUUAAAGAAAUUAACAACACGUGCACUCAAGGAAUGUUUAAAUAAAAAGGAAAGUAUAAAAAAUUGCGUCGAAACAGAAAAUCAAACUGCACAUGAGAAAUAUAGUAAACUUUUGGAUAAAUUAAAAUCAUCAUCAAACGAUUCAAUUGAAACUAUUGAUCAAGUAUUGAAAUCAGCGAAUAUUUGCUUUAAAAAUGCACAAAUUGAAGUUCAAAAAACAAUUCCCGGAAUUAUCGAAAAAAUGUCCAAUUGCAUUAAACAAUCAAAUCAGGAAGGAGAUAAAAAUUUGGAAAAAAUGGAAAGUGACAAAAAAGUGGAAAAAUUGAAAUCAAUAACAAUUUCGAUAGAAUUGCCAAAUGAGGAAAAUGAAAAAAUGGAAUGUCUUCAUGAAGCACAAAAAGAUGCUCUAAAUACGGUAAAUGUAGUUUUACAUGAAAUCGAGUCCUCGGAAAAAUUUACAGAAACUUUAAAGAAAUCGAAUAAAAAAAAUCCUCACGUACAACAAGUUCUUUAUCAAACUCAUAAAUUAUUUCAAGAGGCAAAACGAGUUUUACAAAAAUGUACUGAUAAUAAUACGAACAAAAAUGCGGAAGUCGAUAUUCUUGAGUGUCUCAGUGACAUCUUUGAUUCCAUAAAAUUGAGCAAGUCAGAGAUAAUAAAAAAGAUUGAAACUUUAAGAAAUGAUGGAAAAAAAUCAAACCUUGAAUUUGAUAAGGCCCUUGAGUGGAUAUCGUCUGCUGAAGAAAAAUUACACAAGCUUAAAGAAAUAUUUCAAGAGUGUAAAAAAUCUGACAAGAAAUAA